Hirsutella rhossiliensis is the source of this 3624-nucleotide messenger RNA. RefSeq names its product ranBP1 domain-containing protein. Lineage: Eukaryota; Fungi; Ascomycota; Sordariomycetes; Hypocreales; Ophiocordycipitaceae. The transcript has 3 exons. Gene Ontology annotation, biological process: intracellular transport. The coding region runs from base 1 to 3624 and encodes 1207 amino acids. The record is from RefSeq and is a predicted model, not a curated record.
AUGGUGACCUUCUCUAUCCCCGGCGACGAUGAUGUCGCCGAGGUCGCAAACGGCACCCCGAAACCCCGUCCGCCUCUACCCUUUGCGAAGCGCACCUUUGCCGCGUCGCCCUUUGCGGGUGGCUCCUCCAAGCGCCACGGCACGCCUCAGACUGCCCCGACGCGCAAGUUUAUGUUGGGCACCCACGACGACAACCCCCCGAGCGGCCUGAGCAACAGCUCGAUAGCCACCGCCCGCAACAUCUUCCGGGAAUCCACCUUUAGCGACAGCCCGCCCUCGACUGCUUUCUCGCCGAGCCUCCCGCAUGGCGCAAUGAAGAAGGUGUUCGCCCCCGGCGCCACCCCCGAGUCGACGCGCACAUUUCGUCAGUCGACCGCGCAGGCGACUCCGCGAGGCAUGGCCGCCAAGGCGACGGACAAGGAGCUGUUUCCUAUGCGCAUCUCGUCUCCGCCGCCGGAAUUGUCUGGCGAAGUGCUCACUCAAAAGAUUCCCAAGGAAUGGAACUCUAAGGGAUCCAUCUACGCAGACCAGUUUCUAGCACACUUGUGCCCGCCAGGUCUCGAUGAGGAGCAGCGGCGCCAGUUCUUUUGCAUCCUCGAUCUUCGACGACUCAAAUACGCGGCUAACGAAAUCUUUUCUCGCAAAGACUGGAAGUUGAAUGUGAUCAAUUUUGCAAAGGAAUUCGAAAAGAGCCGUAGCAUCAUUCUCCUACGAUAUGGGCUCUACGAGUUCCAGAACGUCAAGCCCUCCAAGGAGGUGCUCAAGAGGUGGCGACGCGAGCACGGCCUCCCGGAGCCAGAGGAAGAGGAAGUCCCGCCCACCCCGUCAAAGAUGGCCUCGAUGAAGAAGCGCAAGGCCAGCGACGACCUCUCCAAGGACUCGGCCGCGGCAAGCCGCUCGAUGCUCAAAGGCAAGCGCAGAGCAAUGGAGGAGGAGGAGACGGUGGCGACUCCUGCACCGAGCAAGAACAAGAGAAAGGCUUCGGUCAGCGAGGAGCAGCCCUCCAAGUUGCAAAAGCCCGCGCCCUCCUCGGCCAAAUCGUUGUUUGAAAAGAUUGCCAACAAGCCAACCUCGGCCGCUCAGGCCUCUCAGACCCCGGCCAGCUCGAGGGUGAACCUUUUUGGUGCCAAGACAUCCACCAGCAGCAACCUGGCCCGCUCGGUCUUCACCAACUCAAAGGCUCUGGGUGGCCAGGGCGGCGCCCCAGCUGGAAGCAACAUCUUUGGCUACCUUUCCGACGCAAGCUCGGCCAAGAACAGCGGUGUCGAAGCCGAUGUAGAGAGUGAGAGUGAGACUGGCUCAGAGGAAGCAAGCCCCGGCGAGGGCCAGAGCGACGAGAGGAGUGUUGCUGCCAGUGGCACCGGCGAGGCUGGUUCCCAGGCCGGGUCCAGCUUUUUUGCAAAGCAGCCUGCGUCGCUGACCAGCGGUUCCGGCCCGGGCCUGUCGAGCAACCCGGGCACGAGGGAGAGCACGCCGGGACGAAGCUUGUUCGAGCGAGUCACAAAGGACAACGAAGGCCAGCCAGUUCGCGCCGAGAAGUCCGCUGACUCCUUGAACGACAAACCCGCGGCCCCGCGGGAUCAGACGUGGAACCCGAGCACCACCCCCAUCAAGUUUGCCUCAUCGACACCAGCCAGCGCUGCUCCUGCGGGCUCCGUCUUCGCCCCGAAGAGCACCACCACGACAAACUUUGGCACGGCCGGCCAGGAGACGUCAUCUGCAAAGGCAUUGUCGGCAGGUGCAAGCGCGGAGGAGGGGGCAAAGGAAGGCUGCGAGUCCGACAAGGAGAAUGAAUCGCAGCCCUCGAGAAAGUCUCCUUUCGAGCCCAAGGCGCCGGCCGCACAGCCGAGCCUGGGUUCCUCGCUGUUCCAACCCAAGUCAACGCCGACCGAAACCCCUCAAGGAUCGGAAGUCCCCAAGCAAAGCUCCAACAUGUUUGGCUCUACAGCUAAUAACGACUCAAAGCCUGAAGCGGCGCCGGCCACGACCAACAUGUUUGGCACAUUGGCCAAGGCGAGUGGCGCGACUUCUGCCACGACCCCUCCUGUUCAGUCGGGCUACACUUUUGGAGCGAAGCCUGUGCAAUCGGACAAGUCCGCCGAAUCCGAGGCCGCCCCCAAGGCCGGCCCCCUGUUUGGUGGCAUAAGCGCCCCUUCGACGCUCGGAAACACGGGCACCGCGUCGUCUGUGUUUGGGGUCAAUAAGCCGGCCUCCAAUCCCGCGAGUGGUCCAGGCAGCGGUGCCUCAACUCCAUCGGCUUCUCUUUUCGGCGCAUCCUCUGCUCAACCAAGUGGCUCCGCAGCUGCAAAGACUAACGACGCCGCGCUAUCCUCCACCGGUCCUCCAUCCCAUCCCCAGUUCGGUUUUGGGAGCGCGUCAAACGCAGAAGACGGCAAGCCCAGCUCGGGGACUGAGGCUACCCCCUCCAAGCCACUCUUUGGUGGCGCGCCCAAGUCUCCGUCUUCUGGUGCCAUCGGGAAUAGCUUGUUCAGCGGUAGUCCCAUGAAGCAAGAUGAGCCGUCGCCUGCCAAGAAGGCGUUUGCAGGAGCCAGCGGCGCGGGGUCGUCGGCUCCCGUCUUUAGCUUUGGCAACCCGCAAGCCGCGACCAGUAGCGCCCCAAGCAGCAGCAGCAUUUUCGGAGGGGCACCGGCACCCGCCGCCAGCAAUGCCGGCAAUGGUAGCGACCCCUUUGGAGCCGCAACACCGUCCAACGCCGGGUCUGGCGGCUUCAGCUUCAACUUUGGCGGCGCUGGGGCCUCUGGCUCGUCCUUCAACAACCCCUUUGCCAAGACGUCGAACACUGCAUCCGGGGCGCCCUCUGGCGGCGGCUUCAGCUUCGGAGGCGCUUCAUCGGGUCCCACCGGUGGCUCGUCGACUUCCUUCCAGUUUGGAGCAGGCGCUGCGGCGCAGGCGGCCACAAAUGCGGCGCCGGCCUUUGGUGGUGCCUCGACGCCCGGCGGUGCGCCGGUCUUCAACUUCUCGGGCCCCCCGUCCCAGCCCUCGCAGGGCAGCGGCACCAUGUUUGGGUCCAGCCAGGCAGUUCCCGCGUUGGGCGGCCUCCAGCCACCUGCUGGUGGAUCCUCGACCACGGGGACCAACUCUCCUUUGAACCUUGGAGGAGGCGGUUCAAGCCUGGCGACUACACCGGCCGCGGGGACCCCGGAACCUUGGAACCAAGCUGAAGGAACCACUGGCGGGGACCACGAGGGGGGCGAUAAGCAUGAGCAGAUCAACCUCACGGACGGGGUGGACGUGAACGAGGAGAUUGUCCACGAGGUGCGGGCCAAGGCGCUGAAAUUUGUGCCGCCGGCGGACAGCGACGGCAAGGGCAAGUCGAAGAGCCCGUGGUCGACCCAGGGCAUCGGCCCACUGCGGCUGCUGAAACACGAGGAGACGGGCAUGGUGCGGCUUGUGUUGCGAGCGGAACCGCGAGGGCACGUGGCGCUGAAUCGGGCGGUGCUGCCAAACAUGCCGUACAAGGCGGAUGAAAAAUAUGUCAAGAUUACGACAUCCAACGAGGACGGCGAUGGGCUGGAGACGUGGAUGGUGCAGGUCAAGACCAAGGACAUGGCGAAGGAGCUGGCGGAGGCGUUGGAGAAGAACAAAGAGCUGAACAAGCAGUAA